Capsella rubella is the source of this 1811-nucleotide messenger RNA. Its product is annotated as zinc finger protein WIP3. Lineage: Eukaryota; Viridiplantae; Streptophyta; Magnoliopsida; Brassicales; Brassicaceae. The coding region runs from base 53 to 1093 and encodes 346 amino acids. The record is from RefSeq and is a predicted model, not a curated record. Gene Ontology annotation, cellular component: nucleus. Gene Ontology annotation, biological process: regulation of gene expression; anatomical structure development. Gene Ontology annotation, molecular function: DNA-binding transcription factor activity. The transcript has 2 exons.
CGAGAGAGAGAGAAAGAGUGAGAGAGAGAGAGAGAGAGAGAGAGAGAGAGAGAUGAGUUUGAUGAAUCCUUAUGAGACGAAGUGUUUAGGUUUCGAAUCCCCAAGCUUCAUUGAAUGGCUUAAACCUUCGUCUUCUUCUUCUUCUUGUCCUUCUGUAUUAUACCGUAUGAAGACAAGAGAUGCUAUAUCAAGAUCCUCAAAUCACCACCAGAGUCAGAUGAACAUGUUGGAACGAUCUCUCUUCUUAUACCAACCACAAGAACAACCGCUCAAUACUUCUAUCCAGUGCUUGCCUCUUCUAAACAAGCUCAUGGAAAAUAAUAGUCGUCGUCAGACCUUGGAAGAUAUAAAAGAAGAGAGUAAGGAUGAUGUGGUUACUCUCCAAAUCGGGUUCCCUGAUUACCACCGUGGUAACUCGGUGGAGGAUGAGUCUGAUACAACUUCCGAUCAUCAGGAGAAACCGAUCAAGAGAGAGAUGGUAGAAGAUGGCGUGGUGAUGAUGAACAAGAGGAGGAAGAUGAAGUUUGAUGCGGAGAUGAUUGAUUCUGAUAUGGAAGUUUGUGGCAAGAGGUUUUGGAUACCAAGCCCGGCUCAGAUUCAUGUCGGUCCAAUGCAAUUUGCUUGCUCUAUUUGCAGCAAAACGUUCAAUAGGUACAAUAACAUGCAGAUGCAUAUGUGGGGACAUGGAUCGGAGUUCAGAAAAGGGGCUGACUCGUUGAAGGGCACAACCCAACCUGCAGCCAUCCUGCGGCUACCAUGCUAUUGUUGUGCAGAGGGAUGCAAGAACAACAUCAACCACCCACGGUCCAAGCCCUUGAAAGAUUUCCGUACACUUCAGACACAUUACAAACGUAAGCAUGGCUCCAAGCCCUUCUCUUGCGGCAAAUGUGGCAAAGCUUUGGCUGUCAAAGGUGACUGGAGGACUCACGAGAAAAACUGCGGAAAGCUUUGGUAUUGUACGUGUGGAUCAGAUUUCAAGCACAAGAGGUCUCUCAAAGACCACAUCAGGUCCUUCGGCAGUGGACAUUCUCCUCACCCGUCUCUUUCGUUUGAGGGUUUUGAGGAGGAUACAGAAUGUGUCACCACAGAAUGAGCAUCAUACACCGGAUUGACUGUGGAAUCAUCGAGCGACCGGUAAGAUCUGAAUUUUCUAAUGUUGCUUCAAAACUAUCCGCCACAAAAACAUCUCAAGUCUACCAAAGAAUUUCUAUCUUGGAAAAGGAGAAAUUCUUUGUUAGACUCGAUACAUAUCAAAAUAUAGAAAAUUUACCAAAUGAUACUAACGAAGCAACAUUAUUAAAUUUAGAUCUUUUUAUGGUGAUAUAUAUGGUUACGAUAAGUCCACAUGAAGCCUGGUGUUCGUCUUAUAACGUCUUCCUUUUUUUUUUUUCUCUUAAGUUUGAGUAUUGGUGUGUUGCGUACUAUGCAUGUGAUAUCAUAUAUCAUUAGGGUUCUUGGUUUUGGUUUGGUAGGGGAUUUUUGCUACUAGGUAACCUUAAGAAAAGAGGUUUAAUUAUGCUCACCAACAAAAACUUCUCUUUUUUACGAGGGUUGUAUUUGUUGGGGAGCAUUUUGUGGCUUGUGUAAACCCCCUAGUUAUCUUAGUGAUUAGUAAUUAAGUAUGAUCUCAGUCUUAAUUAGGGUUUCCUUAUUUAAAAUAAGGGUGAUUUAUCGGUUCAAAUUUUGUGAAGCACGUGAAUUUUCUGUUUCUCUCUCAAUGUAAUUUUGUAUUAGAAGAGAAAAUUGGUGUGCUUCACUUCAUUAUAUUGUACGCAUUACGAUAAUCAUCAAGUAAAGACUCUUUUUCAUUA